AUGAAUCCUAUACAAUUGAAUGAUAGUUGGAAUAUUUCAGUUCAAAAUUCAUUAACACAUUUGAAUAUGCCACAAAAAAAUAAUCCAUUACAAUUUAUUGGUGAUUCAAGAUUUCAUAUGAUUAUAACACGAGCUAUGAAACAAACUCGUGUAGCACCAUUAUCACCUACACAAAGAAUACGUUCUAGAUGUAGUUCAUGGUCAACUGCUUCAAUUGUUAGUAGUAUUGAUUUACAAUCACCUGAACCAACAUUACAUAAUGAAUUUAGUCAAAAAUUAGAAGUAAUAAAUAAAGCAUCAAGAAAUCGAAAAGUAUUAAUUAUUAUAAUUAUUUUUCUUGCAUGUUUAAUUUUGAUUAUUAUUAUUCUUAGUAUUGUAUUACCAUUAACAUUAAUUAAAAAAAACAAUUUAAUUCACAAUUUUUUUAACAUCACUUUUUCUGCACUUCUAUAUGAUCAAACGUUAACAUGGCAUUCAUUUGAUCAUAUACUUGAUCGAGCAUUUUUAGCUAUAAGACAUACAAGUGAUGCUAUUGGAUAUUUAUAUAACAAAUUAGGAGUAAAACAUGGUCAAAUUUUAUUUCGACGUUCAAUGCGAUGUCUUCAAUUAUCAGAUGGAUUAAGCGAAUUUGAAAUAGAAGAUAUUCUUUCAUUAGAUGAUGAAGUUUUACAAUCAAUUUUUGUUCAUUAUUUACCACCAUUUAAAUUAUUUCGAAUACCAUCUACUUUAUGGAUUCGUGUUAGAAAUGGUAAACAUUUACUUGAAAACGAUAUUGACAAUAUUCCAUGUAUUUAUUCAUAA
This is a messenger RNA of Rotaria sp. Silwood2, 801 nucleotides long. Lineage: Eukaryota; Metazoa; Rotifera; Eurotatoria; Philodinida; Philodinidae. The record is from the annotation of a GenBank genome assembly.